Lobosporangium transversale is the source of this 692-nucleotide messenger RNA. RefSeq lists its product as hypothetical. The record is from RefSeq and is a predicted model, not a curated record. Lineage: Eukaryota; Fungi; Mortierellomycota; Mortierellomycetes; Mortierellales; Mortierellaceae. The transcript has 6 exons. The coding region runs from base 220 to 591 and encodes 123 amino acids.
UUGUAGUCAGAGAGCGUCAAGAAUCCAAACUUAGCACAACUUCAUGUUAAUCCUUUUUUGAGUUUGACACAUUACUUGCAGCAGCAACCUUGCACAAGUUGUGUGUUAAUUUUCACGUACACGUUACGUACAGAAGUAUUCGAAGCAUUCAUUCAUUUUUAUAUGGGCCAUCGUUUAAAUCUUCAUUCCAGUUAUCAUCAGCUCAGUUAAUUUCAGGCAAUGCCAGGUUCAGGAGAUAGAAAGCAAGCUGUUGCUGCUGGUGGUUCUAGGCGGAAGACAUCUCAAUCCAACACUCCAACCCCAAGUAUCAUUGCUAGUUCAGAGCUUGGAGUUAAAAGCCAAACCACCGAAGGAUACGCUCCCGUCAAUAAUUUUAACUCACAGGAUGUUGUCAACCAUUUCGAUCGUACAUGGAAAGCAGCACGAGAAUACCAUAAUCAACCUAGCGCGUCAAACACUGGUAAUGAGAUCUACAAAGGAGCAGAGACUAUGCCUAUGACAUGGGCAGACAAAGACGCAGCCAAAGGUCUUAUGAGCAAUGGGGUUAGCUUUUUGGCCGAACUGAAAAGAAAGCAAGCUAUUGCACCUUGAUGGUUAAAAAAAAAAUGAGAGAGAGACAGAGCUGAAGAGGAUUCUAGGAGAAGGAAAAUUCAAUAAAAAUAAAAUACUAGAACUAAAAAAUAACAAUUGAC